Molecule: messenger RNA, 1060 nt
Organism: Cydia strobilella
Lineage: Eukaryota; Metazoa; Arthropoda; Insecta; Lepidoptera; Tortricidae
Exons: 4
Coding region: 103-1047 (314 amino acids)
Molecular function (GO): methyltransferase activity
Source: RefSeq, a predicted model, not a curated record
UUGACAUUUCGAAGUUAGGUUAGAAUAAAAUAUAUUGUUUGCUUUAUCAUUUUCUUAAAAGGCUUUUUCAAAAUUUUCAUUAUAAUUAUUACUAAGUAAACGAUGUUCGACGAGGAAAAAGAGAUUAUAAGUAAUACUCAGAGUCGCAUUUUAGACUUAUUUGCCGAGCUAGAUGACAAAGAAUUAAAGAGUCUGGAACAGUGGUUAGGAAGUAAAAAGUAUAGAAAAGACUUAGAAAAUAAGAAAUCAAUCAUAAGGUCUGACAAGUUACUACAAAAGAUAGUAGAUACUAUAAAGAAAUUGGUACCAUUUGAUGCGGAGUUGCCAUCAGAAAACAUAAUGUUGCCAACUGUUGGAGAUCAAGCAGAUUGCAACCAAGUGAACACUCGUCAUGUGGAUGAGUUGCUUUAUGAUGAAGAACAAGUUGAACAGCUUGUUAAAGAGGGAAAAUUAUCUAGACAUUACUGCCUAGACUGCAAUUCACAAAAUAUUAAAGAGCUAAAUCUUAUUUCACAUUCUAUGUCGAGAGUACAACUUCAGUAUAUAUUUAAAGUUCUGCUUCCAAAGGAUCUGGAGGAUAAACAGAUUUUGGAUGUGGGUUCCAGAUUUGGUGGAAUUUUGUAUGCUGCAUAUUAUUUUACAAAUGCAUCAAACAUUAUUGGCAUAGAAAUGAAUAAAGAAUGUUGUGAAAUACAAGAAAAAAUAAUAGAACAAUUUGGAAUGGAUAAAAACCGAAUAAAAAUUGUCCACUCUGAUGUAACUGAUAAAGAAGACUUAGUCAAGAAAUCUAAUAUUUGCAUCAUGAAUUGUUUUGAUUUUUUUGUACCUAUAGAGGAACACAGAAAAAUGUGGUACUUUUUUAAGGAACAUUUGCCUAAGGGGAGUUAUGUUGUUUUGAACAGAAGUAUUGCUGAUACAUUAACUGCAUUAGACAUGUUUGAAGAAUUUAUAGAUUGGCUAAGUAUUUGUAGACCAUUUCAAUUAGAAAAUGAGAUUUUCUUUGCUGUAGAAGAUUUACAUGAGAUAUUUCUGUACACUGUUAAUUAAAUUUAAUAAAUUA